Molecule: messenger RNA, 1018 nt
Organism: Oryza sativa Japonica Group (Japanese rice)
Lineage: Eukaryota; Viridiplantae; Streptophyta; Magnoliopsida; Poales; Poaceae
Source: RefSeq, a predicted model, not a curated record
AUGUCCUCCCAGCCGUCGGCCGUCGACCGCCCUCUCGCCAUGCCCAGGCCUCCUCCCAGCGAUGUCGCCGAGGACCGCCAUCACCGGAGAAAAUCCGCCGCCACCACCGCUCGGAACCUUGCCGCUGCUCCGCUGGAGAGCUCGUCGGCUGCACCUCAAAGGAGCGCCGGCGAGGAGAGGCGGGGUCGACGCCGAGAGAGGAGGGGCCCGGCGCCGCUCCAGAUCCGCGCCGCCGCCGCCGCCGUCCUCCUCGCUCCGCCUCCUCGUCGCCACCGAGAGAGGAGGAGCCCGGUGCCACUCCAGAUCCGCACCGCCGCCGCCGUCCUCCUCGCUCCGUCUCCUCGUCGCCGGCGCGGCUCUCCACUCCAGUCCCCCACUCUCGUUGAGCUCGGCGAGGUGCGGCGUGCGGGGCGAGACGAGAGGCGGCGCGCGGAGAAGGAGGAGGCGUUGUCCCGGCGACGUGCGAAGCUCGGGCUGGCGGGGACGGCGCGCGUCGCCACGGGCGACGACGACACGGCGUCGGUGGCGACGACGGCGACUACCACCACCGCGCACAAGGCGUUGUCGAGCACCCCGCCAUUCUACUACGCGCACGGCGUUAUGCAGACGGCGGACACCAAGGACCUCAUCCUCGCCAUCCCCAAGCUGGAGUCUGCUGUGUGGAGGUGGUCGCCGGCCCGGCGCUGGAAAGGGGAAAGUGGGAUAGAGUGGAGGUGGUCGCUGAGAAUGGGAAAGUAGCAGAGAGAAUGGGUUGGAGUGGUUGGCUUGAGGAUCCCGUGUAGUAACCUGCACCAUGUGAGACUAUGUGUGGUGUGGAUUCGUUAUGCAUCUACAAGGUAACUCAAACGAGGGACUUGCACUGCUACCGCCCUUACACCUCAAUUUUCAUAGAGCUGCCCAACCUUUUUAUGAAGUCCAAACUGAAAAAGAAUAGGAGUAGACUGCAGUUGGGUUCCUCCUUUUCGAGGAUCUUUCCCAAAUUUUCGGUUCAGAUUGAAAAAGAAACUUGCUUCAAAAA